GUAACACUAAGCCCUUUGUGUAAGUUUUAAUAUUGUGUAAUAAGUAUAGGUGCACUAGGUGAGAAAGGGGUGAUUUAUGCCACAGUUACACUAAUCCUAAUGUUUGUAGCGCUAACAAAUCAUGGUACUGAGUGAUUUCUGUAAUUUCACAAGUUUUAAACCAAUAUCUCUGUCAUUUGUCAUGUUUCUCCUACAGGAAGCAAAAAUGUUUGGAGUUGUGGUAGUGGGAAUUGGAAUUGCCGGCUCCGUACGGAUCAGAGACCUCCAGAACCCUUUGCAGUCAAGUCCUUCAGAGAACUUCAAGCUUGCUGGGUUUGUGUCAAGGUAUGUUAAGGCCAUUGGGCAUGGUAUGAUGAAUGUCAUUUAAGCUCUAGUGGAAACUGAACACUGAAAUUCUUGCAACACUUUAUAUUGGUGGAGAAGGUCAUGUGUUUGUCACGAGUGAAGCCAUAUGUAUCUGUGCAAAUUAGAGCUUGUAUGGCAUGCAGAUACUAUGCAAAAACUUCUACAGGUAAGGGGAAACAAAGUCAUAGGAAAAAUAAGGUACACCCUCUUUAAAUUCUAUGGUUUUAUAUAUCGGGAUAAAACAAUCAUCUGUUCCUUAGCAGGACUUUAACAAUUGUACAUAUAUUACCAAUUCUCCAAAGGUAUGCAAACUUUUGAGCACAAUUAAAUGAUUGAAGAGUAUUGACUGGCAUUUUCAAGGCUUUGGAUAUGUUUUUUUUUUUAUAUCCCUUUCCUUCUUUAUAAAGUUCCAUCAUCUUGUUACGCAGCUCUUUUGACCGUUUUUUUUCUGCUCCCCAUGGCUCAGUACCUAGCCUGCUCAGUGCAUCCAAGUGAGAGCUAACAAACUCAUUGUCCAUUUGUACACAGAUACUAACUGCAAUUUAAAACGCCAUGUGUAGGAAAUUACCCUUUAAUUGUCAUUUUAACCUGUGUGUGUCACCUCGUGUGUCUAUAACAAGGCCAAACAUUCUAGGGUAUGUAAACUUUUGAUCAAGGCCAUUUGGGUGAUCUCUGUUAUCAUGAUUUUAAAAGGAGCCAUGUGACAUAUAUAAAUUGCUUCAUAUAAUCACUAUCCUUUAAUAAAAGACAUGUUUUUGCAUGAUCAAUCAUAUUUUCAAAAUCAAUGACACAAAUUUCACAAUUUUUGCCAGGGUAUGCAAACGUUUGAGCACGUCAUGUGUCCUUAAGGGGUUAAAGAUGAAACACUGCUCACCCAGAUUCCUACCUACAAUAAGCAGAAGUUUGUUGUCACGGUGUUUGGAGUAACCCUUCAAAUCAAAUGUGUUAUAACGCAAGAAAAGGAGAAUUUAGACUGCCUCAACCAACAAAUAACUAGUGAUGUCCCGAACGGUUCGCCACAAACGGUUCGCCACGGACUCAUCAUUGAGUAAACUUUGACCCUGUACCUCACAGUCAGCAGACACAUUCCAGCCAAUCAGCAGCAGACCCUCCCUCCCAGACCCUCCCACCUCCUGGACAGCAUCCAUUUUACAUUCAUUGUGAAGCUGUAUUCUUAGUGAGCUGUCCAGGAGGUGGGAGGGUCUGGGAGGGAGGGUCUGCUGCUGAUUGGCUGGAAUGUGUCUGCUGACUGUGAGGUACAGGUCAAAGUUUACUCAAUGAUGAGUCCGCGGCGAACCGUUCGGCGAACUGCUCGGGACAUCACUACAAAUAACCACUUAAUUACAAAACUUACCAACGUUUCUUCUGUGGGUUUCUCCUUAUUUUUUUAUAUUCUAUAACCCGACAUUGGAUUAAGAAUAAACACAUAAAGGCCCAUUUUGAGGUAUAUUCUAGUAGAUAGUGUGAAAGAUUGUUACAUCAGUCCUGUGCAUAAAUGUAGUUGGCAGAUUUAUCAUAACAUGAAGCCACUGAUUUGUCCAUCAGGUACAUGUGCUCUUGUUUAUUUUAGCAAUGCUUCUUACAUGUCUCUAUCUGUAUGUAUUAGGAGGAAUCUUGGUCCGUUUAAUACUGCAAAGCAGAUCAGCCUCGAAGAAGCACUAAAGAGCAAUGAUGUCAAUGCGGCCUUCAUUUGUACAGAAAAUCAGAACCAUGAAGAGAGCGUAAGGUAAGACAGGUUUUCUGUCAUGUAUGUGUGUGUGUAUUGCUUAAAACUUGUAACAUUAAACUCACAGUCAUUGAAAGAGUUACUCACAAGCUGGAGUAUUCACUAAACUGUGAAGAUAUUCACCUGGGAAUAACGUUUUCUUAGGGUCUCCCUAGAUUUUAAAACGGUAAUCCAGACGUGGAUCCCGAGCUCACUGUAACUAGAUGAGGUCCACGAUUGUCUGGGAUUGCUACACCUCUUUUGCAGUAGGAACUUGCCAACACUUUAGAUCUGAAGCAUGCUUUUGAGUGGGAUUAGUCUGAUACAGAAACUGUAUAAGUUCUCUAAGUAAUGGUAUUUUUUAUUUUUUUAUUUUUUUUAAACUGAGCAAGGAUUUACUAUUGAGAUGCUAGUGAUUAUUGGGCUGCUUACAAAGUCGGACCACACCCUCGUAGGUUCACAUAGCAUUUGUUUAUUGAAAGGGUUACACUGAAAGCAGCUUAGCGGAGAAAUGCAUUUCUGGCUUGGGGCAAUACCAGCCACAACUUAUAAAGUUGUUACACAAUGAUCUAAAAAACAUGGUUAAUAAAGCCAAUACAAAAAAAAACCCAAUAGGUUAAUACAUAAUUAUUAUUGAAGCAUACAAUGAAUGAUUAUGCUCUGACUCAUUAUUUUUGCAAACAAGGAUAUGGGAGGCACAGGAGAAAUCCAUAAUCCAUAUCUAGGUUUUUUCAGACCACGCUUCAAGGUCAAGAUAUACUGUUCGUACAACAAGGUUUUCACAGUGAGAGAAGACAACAGACAAAUGAAAAACAAAAAAAUAUAGGAGCUUUGUGUGUGCUUAGAAAUAAUGUCAAGCAAAUUGGUGCAUUAACCACUCUUUCCUAGUAAGCAGAUGAACCUCCAUUUUCCUCACUGAGGUGUCUCUGAACUUUUGCCCAUUCUCAGAGUUCUAAUCCCUUUUCGCUUCAAUAGCAUGCUUUAGACUAAAAUCUAUUUCUCCAAGUCAGCUAUGUUUCCAUCCUGGCUAGCAUUUAGAGCAUUAUUUGGUUACAUGAAGUUCCCAAAGAUUUAGUAAAUAGGCUUGUGUGAGUGACCCCACUAAUCAGGCAAAAAAACUGGUCACAGUACAUUUUAUGGAGUUACUCACUAAGAAAGGGCUUGGCUAACCCCCCCCCCCGCCCCCGCCCCCCCAAAUUAGAAUCUAGUUGGGCAGCAGCCAAUGGGCAAGUAGCUUAAAAAUUAAUCAACACACACAGAAGCCUGAUUACUAACAUUACCCUUCACACCUCCUUUCAUUAUAUGGUUCCUCUUAUGUUUUUUCACCGAAUGAAGUCAUUCCUGAUUACAAGGAGCUCUGUGAGACUCUGGUUUGUGGCAAUUUUUUAUAAUUUUUUUUUAUAUUUAACCACAUGUCCAUUGAUUGAUUUCCCAGCUACCGCCUAAAUAUUGUAGCUUUUUGUAGUUUCACCUGCAAAAAACUGGUGAAAUUUUACAUUUGCAAACCGGAGUGCUAAUGUAACCGCUUAGAGGAAACUCUUCUGGUCUUUGCUAAAAGGAAAAAAAAAUCAUGUUUAAAGAACCUUAAAAACACCAAAUUAUUUAGAACCAGUUGUGCACAUUAGGUGCAAUUCACCAAAUAUACCUCAGGUGUCAAUAGUGGGUGCUGCCAUGUUUCUUCAGCUCCUGGAGCCGUGUUAGUGCUAAACUCUUGUUCGUGCAACAGUAAUGUCUAUGGAGGAGACCUAGGAAAUCUCCAUAGAUCAUGUUUGGCACAUGCUUUGCCUUUUGUCAAGUUUUUUUCAUUUUGAGGAUUUAAACAAAUAAGACAAACUAGAGUUUUCUUUGUCUUAUAUCUUUUUGACUGCAUUGUCAUUUCAGUUAAAGAUUUUAUCAUUAAGAAACACUCAUAAUAUUUUGGUGACAGGGCCACUUUAACUGUUUCUAUAUUACCAUGCCUUAUGGGGAAAAACAUAUCUAUACAAAUGGUAACUAUCGGGGUUAUUCACUAAAGUGAGAAUUCAAAGAGAAGUUCACCUUAUUAGGACAAAGUAGCCAUACUGUAAGCAUACUGAAUUAGAGACUUUUUCCACUUUGGAUAUUUUGGACUUCUUUUGUAAAUACCCUUUGAUACUCACUUUGAAUGCUGCUUUUUGUGAAUAUCCCUGUGAAUUCUAUUAUGUGUUUGUUUUUGUUGACAACUAAAAAAAUCCUCCUCUCGUCAAAAAGACUUUUCUUAGAGGCCGGGAAGCAUGUUCUUGUGGAAUACCCCAUGGCACUGUCUGAAGAAGCAGCUCUUGAAUUGUGGAGGUUGUCUGAGCAAAAAGGUAAAUAACUACUCAACACAACAUAUAGUAAGAUUGGCCACCUAUUGUGUGCAACAUGAGUGGACAUGUCUCACCAUUCAUCUGUGCAUUGUGUUGCUUUCAAAGGGAACAGCCCUUCCUGUUUUUUUGUUUUUGUUUUUUAUAUUGUGUUUCUUUCUUGAAAUUAAACUUUGAAAUCUACACCACCACUGUAUUUAGCUCUAUCCUGUGCCUGGACUGACCAGGAUUGUGAUAUCAAUUUCUAAAUCUAUAAUAUGCAUUUGGAAAAAGUCUAGCAUUGCAUAAGCGAAAAUAAGUGAUUUGCAAUGUUUUAUUCACUGGUGGUAGUUAGCAGAAAUAUAACUGGUCCCCUUUGAAGAAUUCAUUUCUAGAAUAUUUUAUCAUGUUUUUUACGUAGCAUUAUACGCUCCUGUGCUAGUUGUUCUUUUGCUAUUAAUAGUUCCCUUCCAUAAGGUUGAUUAAUACAUUACUUGUAAUAUGAGCCCAAGUUCCAAAUGUAGUUUACAUUCACUAGAAUAAGUUCUAGUUCAAUCAUUAUUCAAAGUCUAUUGAAAAACUGGGGAUGCAUUAUUGCACAUUCCCCCAAGCCCCCCCACCCUAGUUUCUGCAUUAUAGAAGAACUGCACACAAGUUAUCUUGAAAUAUAUAGCUACUUAUUGGUUCACCCAGAUGGAAUCUAAUAUGUAAUAAGAGUAACAUUUUGAGAUGCAAUCUUAUCCAGCGCCGCCAUGUCCUCAACUUUUUGGGUGUCACUCUUCGGUAACACCCACCUCUGGUUCGCCAUCACUUUUCCCACAGUCUCUUUUCAUUUUACCUGCUUUGGACAUUUCCCCAAGCAGGAAAAAUGUCUUCUGUGAUGCUGACAUGCUUGUGUCCUUGCCAGCAUGCUAGCGUCUGAACAUUACUAUACUCCCUAGCCAGCGGAAGCAGUGUUGGCUGGGAAGUUACCACGGCAAAGACCGUACAUGCACUGUGGUUGCUAUGGCUAGAGAUCAGAAGGAGCACAUGUGGGAGGUCUUUUUUGCUCUCCUUUGGCAUAGUCAAUGCCAAAGAACUGACAGGUGGGAGAAAGAUCUAUUGUUGAAUAAGUUUGUCUCCCAAACUAUGCCUUUACUAGCAAAUCUGUUAGCAGAAUGUAUGAAUAAAAUGUUAUGCUUUUUCAAAAGCGCAUACGUUCUAGGUACUCUGAUAGGUAUCCUUUAAGAAAAGGUAUCAUUCAUAAUUCUUUGUUAGGUGUAUGCAUGUAGAGUGAUUUUUCUUGCUUUUUGUGGGAUGCUGUGAUAGAUGCAAAUUUGCUCCUUAUGCAAUUAGUGUGUAUCUUUAAUUUGAAAUGGUAUUGAAUGUAUUGUAACUGUCCCUUGUUUAUUGCAGGAAAAGUUCUGCAUGUGGAACACAUUGAACUUCUUACUGAGGAAUACAAACAGCUAAAAAGGGAAGUGGAAGGGAAGAAGCUAGUGGAAGGAGCACUUCAUUUCACUGGUGAGAGAGGUUCAGUUUAACGGACUGUUUCUACAGAGUUCACAUGACUCAAUUGAUGUUCUUCAUGUGUAAAUUCACAAUGAAUAGAAUACAUGAACUCCACCAUAACCAUCUGGCCCAAACAUAAAAUAAAAAGGCAGGUCAUUAGCUCUGGAAAAAGAUGGGAUAAUAAAUGGAAUGAUGUUACAAUACCUCUGCACUACACCGGCCCAGUAACAGUUUGCUGCAGAUUAUGGGAUCUGGCCCGCUGACUGCCAAACGACGCACCGGACAGCCAGGUUCUACACGCCGUUCCCGACAACUCCAAUUGUAGUGAUGUGUAACGUCACAAUAGAGUGGGCCGCAAAGGAGCAGUGUGUAGAACGAAUGCAAGCUGCUCCUUAUAGCUCCCUCAUAGCACCAUGGAUGGGGUGGUUGCUCCUAACGAGAGAGAGAGAGAGAGAGAGAGAGAGAGAGUGUGUGUGUGUGUACACACACACCAAAUUAGAAGGCCAUGUACUAAAUUGAUGAAAGAUCAAAAUUAGGAAACUGGCUUAUUUCCUGUAUUUGUUAUUAUUACCACUCUUAUCAUUAUUACAUUACAUUUUUAGCUGUAUAGACAAAUGCAGUGCUUGAUCCAUACAGACAUGGCAUCCGGUCAUUCAUGUGAACAAAGGUUGCUGACCCCUAACUUUUAGACCCCUACUUGGAAGGGGCUUAAGGCAAAAAUUAAAAUGUAAUCUUCAGCUACUAGUUGGAUAUUGUCAACAAAUUCUUUUUUUUCUGCUGUCAGCCCAUCACUGCUGCUUGAGCUGCAGACCGCACCAAGGGACCGCACUAAGUUAACCCUUUCUAUAACUGUUAAACACAAGGUAAGAUGGCACCAGCAGACCACAGACACCAUAACAUCUUCAUAGUGGUGGCUAUGGUGCAGUAGCGGUGCCCCAUGUUAAGUAUUUCAAUUUAGCAUGGCUUGGCACUUAGUAGAAAGUGAAGUUCCUUGUGACAGUGCAGCUUUAGGGGAUAUACACAACUAAUGUCCUGGUUAGAGCAGAUUUUAAAUAAAUCUGGGGAAAUUCAGGUUCCCAUACUUUGUAGUUUUUGUUUUGUAUUAACUAUGCAAUAAAGGGGAAACUACUCAUUUGACUGGACCGUUUCAUGUACAAAUAUGAAAAUAUCCAUUAUUUUAUAAACCUUUUUCUGUGUGCCCAAUAAUAAUAAAUCCUUUUCAAGUCUUCGCUAACUUUUUUUUUUUUUUUUCUUUCAGGUGGACCUCUAGAUAAACAGCUUUCAGGGUUCCCUUCCUUUAGUGGUAUUGCCAGACUGUCCUGGCUGGUUGACCUCUUUGGGGAACUUUCUGUCACAUCAGCCAGUAAAGAGGAGCAGAAAGACCAGAAUUAUAUGAAACUCACUGCACAUUUUCUCACUGCAGAGAACAAGUAAGACUUUAAAGAAUGGUUAAGAUAAUCAGGACUCUUUACUAAAGUGAGAAUUGCCAGGAAUUCAAACUGAAUUUAAAAUUUAAGGCCAAAAUAGCCAAAAUGAAAACUAAAUGUAUUUGGGGAUUUUUAAUUUAUUUAUUUUUAAUUCUGCCAUUUUAGCCUAACUUUUGAAAGUCACUUUGAAUUCCUGGAAUAUCUCACUUUAGUGAAUUUGCCCUGAAGUAGACAGACUGGAGUGCAAAUUUUUCUAGAAUAUGCUGCAGGGUUUUGUCAUUGACAACUGCAACUGCUACGAUUAAUGUUUUACAAUUUCUUUUUAAGGAAAUGUGGAAUUCUUAAAGAAAUAAAAUGUCUUAUACUAUAUCUAUUUAUACAAAUAGUCAUAUGCAAAAUUAGACUUUAGACAUAUCAGAGGAACCACCCUUCAAAGCAUCUGCUUAUGAUUCAAGCUAGAUAUGGGGACUUGCCUCCUCUUUUCAGCCCCACAUGAACCCAGUAGCACCGUUACAUAUAUAUAUUGUGAGAGCCUGCAGAAAGCCCUGGUUCCAUACAUCUCUUACCGCUACAACAAAACAUUCUGCCAAGCAAGUUGUGCCCUUUCUCUAAGAAGGAGCAGGACUUGUCUAAUCCAUCUCACUGCUGACGGGAAUAAAUAGGAACUUUACAGCAUAUCCACUAUGCAUGACUAUCUCUGAUAUCGCCUGGGAGGGUUCAUUAGUUUGGUUUUCUUUUUCUACCCAGGCCUGGAUGUAUAUCACAGUUGGCCAGCUGCCACCUGCUUCAGUUGUUUCCAAGCACGUUUGGAACAAAAUACAAAUGGAAAUAGUACAGCUCAAAAUAAAAAAAGGUCCAACACUCAUCAGUAGAUGAACAAGGUUCCACCAUAGUAGUAGGUCUUUCUCAAGACUUGAGAAAUACCCGCUACUAGGCUGAAACAUUGUUUAGUCCGCUGUGGGGAUCUCAAUAAAUUUGGAGUGCUUUUCACCUACCAAUGUAUGUUAGACCUUUUUUUCAUUUGGAUUUGAAACUGAUUGGUUGUGAAGCCAGGGUCUGUUUUUUUACUUUUGAGGAGUGAAUCCAUAUAUAGGUGGGUGCUAUGGUUUCUGUAUAUUCUUUUUGUUGACCAAGGUGCACGUCAAUGUGGGAAAAGUCACCAGGGCACACCUAUUGUUUUUCUUUUUACCUUCAUCAGCCGCUUAUAAAUGUCACAUUUACACAAAGACUUAUUAGAGAAUUUUGCAUACUUGUAACCAAAUUGGCUACUUAGUUUGAAUGAUUUUUCAGAUGAGAAUCGCAACUUGAAUUCAAACAAUUAUCAAAAACAAAAAUACAUAUAUCUAGGACGGCAUUCAAACUGGGUUAUUUACUAAAGUGAGAAUUGUGGGGAAUUCAAAGUGAAAGUACUUGCCAUUUAACUUGAAGUAACUCAACAUCUGUGAACAGCCAAACAGCUUCUGAUAUUAGGCCUUCACCGACAUCUCCUACAGCCAUAAGUUGAGGUGCCCUUUUGUCUUAUACUAUAUCUAUUUAUACAAAUAGUCAUAUGCAAAAUAAGACUUUAGACAUAUCAGAGGAACCACCCUUCAAAGCAGAUGCUUCUGAUAUUGUGGCAUUGUACCCCUGAAAAAAAGUAUGGUGUUGUCACAGCCCUCUUCCACUCUGUUAUAUUUCUCCUGAAAACCCAAUUUAAAAAUUCCAGUAAAAUAAUUGGAUUGUCAGCUGUGGCAAGCAGAUUCUUAAUUUUUACAUACUGCCUUUUAUUUUCUUUUUAAUGAUUACUUUACCAAUGAUAUGGAUAAUUUAGUAGAUACAUUUUUUUCUCUGUAGACCUCUCACCUGGAUUGAAGAAAGGGCUCCUGGUUUGAAACGAGAGAAGAAAGUCCACUUUUCCUUCACAUCUGGUGUUCUUGACACUCUCCCUCCAGCUCCCAGAGGGGCUGUGGGUCCCUUUUUGCAAGAUCAGAAUCUAUUUGCAAAGAAGCUCCUCGGCCAGGUAUCCAGAGAGGACCUUUCAGUAGAGAAGAAACGAAUACUCCAUUGCAUUCAUUUGGCUGAGAGGAUUAGACAGUUGUGUGCCAAGUGAGAUAAUAGUGACAUAGAACAAACCACUGAAAGGGAUAUGUCUGUGAGAUUGUACUUAAUGAAAUGUAUUGUUAUUGACUCUUAUUUUUUGAGAAUUUGUGAAACAUUUUAACACAGCAUAGGUUUAGACACGAUAAAGAAAUGGCUAGCCUCUAGUCCCAUUAAAAUGCAUUUGUGCUGUGCCUUAUUGUAAUACAAAAUGUGCAUUAACAUCUAAAUGAAUGUAAAAUCUGCAAACCUUUAACUAUUUUUGCAACUUGCCAAUGACUAGGCCAUUAGACACGUAGCACUGAUUGCUUGAAAUAUUAUAAUAACUUUAUAUCGUCUACUUUGAUUAAACAUUCAAAUAUCUGUACCAACCGUUACCAAUAAUGUACUAACAUUCAGUUUCAUCACAACAAACAAAAAAUGAGUGAAUUUAAAAUAAGCACACUAGAUGACUGAAUGUUGGUAGAAGUAGAGGACAUGGCAGCAGCAAAAAAAUAUUAAAAAUCUGUUAAUUUCAAAAGAAAUAAAAUAAAUACAAAGUAGUAAACGAUAGUCUCUGCCAGACACAGGUGAGAGUAACCGAAUAAAUAAUAAAAUAAUAAUAAACAAUAGAGAUACAGAUGAAGCAAAAUGGAGUAGUUAAAGCAACAUGAAAAGUCUUAAAUAGACCUUACCAAUAUAAGUGCACUCAUAAGUAUAAACAUGACUGUUUUACAAGGCCGCAGGUGCUGUAUUUGGUAAUAGCUUAACAUAGGAAACACUCAAACGAAGUCUUUUCAGUUGACUUGUAAAAUGGUAAAUUCUUCCUUUUUAAAGGGUAUUCUAAGCACCGUUACCACCUCAGGAUUCUAAAAUGAUAUUGGUGUAAGGACCCUGCAUGUGGAGCUUUGCAGUAUAAAAUGCGGCACAUACAUACAUAGAUAUUUCAUGUUGCUUCUGGAGCUCAACUUCCACCCCCUGCAGUCUUUGUUAGUCACUUCUGAAUGAAAGGUCCAUGCUGGCUAAUGUCCGUUAUGUGGGUUAUUCUCUGCACAGAGCUUCAUUCAUUGGCUGAGAACACACACCCAAAGCCCUAAAGAAAUAGAAAUACACACACACACACACACACACACACACACUCUCUCCCUCUACCCCUACCCUACAGAACAAUCACUACUUUUUAUUUUUAGAAAUGUAGCACAUUAGUCAAACGUAUUUUUUAUUUAUUUUUUUACUUUAAAUGGGAACUUUACUGUUCCUGCAAUUAAUCAUUUGUAUCGGAUAUAUCUGGGAAUCUUAAAGGGUCACUCCUUGCAAUUGAUUACUUCUGUGAUCUAAUGUGGUCAUGGUGCCUGGAGUCUGAAUAUGCAUUUCAAUUUGUAACACUGCACAUAGAGAGAUUAAAUUCUUAGCUGUCAGAGGUGUAACUCCACAGUUCCAGGCUGGCUAAUGUCAAUUCUUUGCAAAAUUGGAGUCUAACACCAGCACAACCAGCAUGCGGGCACCAGUCAGUCAGCAGUGGCACAGCUUUCCUCUUCGAUUUCCCUCCUGGAUCAGGUUGUAGCGAUAACUUGGAGUUGGCGAUAAGUUGGGGGGUGGCGGAUCACCCCAGGAAGGGUUACUAUAACCAAAACAAGUGUUUUAUGAGUACUGUUUUUUUGGUUGCAGGAUCACUUUAAAAGCAAAGUAAUUAAUUGUUCUGUAGUUUUGUUUUUUUUUUCAUUUUUUACCUUUUAAAGAUACCUUAUUUCCUUUAAUAGGAAAAGCAGAAAAAUACUUGAUAACCCGUAUAAAAUAUUGUUAUUGUAAUAUAGCUUGGUUAAAUGAUGAAAAUGAAAAGUCUGCAUUGUUUCUUCAAGAUGCUACAAAAUUGCAGCUGUUAGAAUCUGAUUAAAAAAAAUGUCAUGUCAGCUAUAUUUCUCUUUAGAAUAAUCACUGGCGUUCUAGUUCUAAGGUAUUACCUGGAAUCUUUUUUUUUUUUUUUAAAUGUAAUCUUCUUUCUUGCACAUUUUCUAUACAGAUAUGCACAUUACUUCACACUUUAAACUGCUGAUGCAGCAGACACAACACAUUUUAGAACGAAAUCAAAUGUUGCAUUUGCAGUACAAUUUCUUCUUCAUUGAUUUAGAGCCAAUACCAAACGUCUUGUACCAAUACUGAUGAUUGCAUGAUGAUUACUGAUUCAUUGCAUUCAUAAAUGCCUUCUUGUGAAAUGUGUAUGUUCAUGGAGGAGUGUUGUGUUAACAAAGUUAUAUUUUUUUUUAAUGAAAGUAUAAAUUUUGUGUUUUUUGUUUUUUUCUUCUAUUAAGAAAGUGUUUUCCAAAGUAACAAACCCAUGCUUUUUAUUUAUCAUCUUUUAUUAACUAUUAAGAAACAUUGCAAUAAUUGAAUGAAAAAUACUUCCUAUAGUCUGUGCAUUUGUGUUUACUUUCGUACAUAUAAAACAAAUAAAAAAAUAAAGCACAGGCUCGGAG
This is a messenger RNA of Pelobates cultripes (western spadefoot toad), 11800 nucleotides long. Lineage: Eukaryota; Metazoa; Chordata; Amphibia; Anura; Pelobatidae. The record is from the annotation of a GenBank genome assembly.